This is a messenger RNA of Polyodon spathula (Mississippi paddlefish), 1513 nucleotides long. Its product is annotated as galectin-4-like. NCBI's taxonomy places the organism in Eukaryota, Metazoa, Chordata, Actinopteri, Acipenseriformes, Polyodontidae. Bases 135 to 1172 code for a protein of 345 amino acids. Gene Ontology annotation, molecular function: carbohydrate binding. The transcript has 13 exons. The record is from RefSeq and is a predicted model, not a curated record.
UCCAGAGGCUACAGAGGCUACAGACAGUCAGUCAGUCAGUGUGCAGGACUGGGCAGAGGAGCCAGACGCCCCUCCCAGGUCCAGGAGCUAUAAGAUCUGGCCCCCAGUCUGUCCAGCCUUCACCUGGAUUCAACAUGACUUUCGUAUCUCCACCAGGAUACCAGCCCAUCUACAACCCUUCCAUUCCCUACAUUGGACCCAUCUAUGGGAACCUGCGGCCGGGAAUGUCCGUGUACAUCCACGGAGAAAUCCCUCACAGGAUCACCAGGUUUCAUGUGAACCUGCAGUGUGGAAACUACGAGGGCUGUAACCUGGCCCUCCACUUCAACCCGCGCUUCGACGGCAAGGACAAGGUGGUGUUCAACACUUUCCAGAACGGGAACUGGGAGAGGGAGGAGAAGAAGAAGGAGAUGCCAUUCAGGAAGGGGGAGACCUUCGAGCUGAUCAUCAUCGUGAACCAGGAGGGGUACCAGGUCAAUGUAAACGGACGGGAGUUCUACAUGUUCCAGCACCGCAUGCCCUGCGAGCGAGUCGACACACUGGAGAUCGGGGGUGACGUCAUCAUCCAGACCCUCAACAUCAUCGGGGGGGGCGCGCCUCAAGGAGGAAUGCCUGGCUACGGGGGAGGGUUUGUCCCGCAGGGAGGGAUGCCAGGCUAUGGAGGACCGCAGCAGGGAGGAGGGAUGCCAGGCUAUGGAGGUCCGGGAGGGAUGGGGGGAUAUCCAGGAGGGAACCUACCGAUCAUGGGAGGACCAGCUGUCUACAGCCCAGUUGUCCCCUACUCCAGUAUGAUCCCAGGAGGUCUGACUUCCAAGAGAACUAUCAUUAUCCGAGGGAUGGUUCUGCCGGGGGGUAGCAGGUUCAACAUUAACUUCAUGGUGGGCUCCUCGCGUGACAUCGUGUUCCAUCUGAACCCGCGGAUCUCGGAGAACAUCGUCGUGCGGAACAGCUUCAUCGGGGGCAGCUGGGGGCAGGAGGAGAGGGAGCUCGAGUUUAACCCCUUCCAGGCAGGACAGUACUUUGAUAUGUCAGUGCGCUCCGGUAACCAGCGUUUCAAGGUGUUUGUGAACGGUCAGCACCUGUGCAACUUCAACCACAGGUUCAUGCAGUUCCAGCAGGUGGACACCAUGGAGGUGCAAGGAGACGUGCAGCUGUCCUACGUCCAGUUUUAGAAACCCCAGGGCUUGUUAAGUGAUUGUUCAGACGGGAAUCUUCUGCCUGACGAGCUUGUGCGUGGAGUCUGGAUAACAGUGUAGCUGGACCUCAGAAUAAUAGGUGCCUGCGUGAAGAACAAGCUCCACGACCUCUCUGUGGGCCAUGUCCCGUCUGGGCUCCUCCCCAAACCUGUGGCCUGUUCAUUUGCUUGUUGGGGAAUAGAAAUACAAAAAAUGAUCAUUAAAAUAUUGGGUGUGUGAUUCACAUAGCGAUAAAAUAUGGACACUUAAAUGUCUGACUUGCGUGAAAUGCGUUUAGAUCAAAUUUGGCCCAAUUUAAAUAAAAAUGUAAAGAAACA